UUGUGAUCUUUUAGCAUACAGCAAGUACCAACCUGGUAUCUGCAGGUACUCCUCGUCGCCGUCCUUGCUGUGGCAAUGGCUAGGCCUGGCUAUCUGGGCGCUGCGCACAGUGUAGUCCCUGCCGCCCACGCAGUGGUGGCCGCGCCCCACGCCGUCGUCGCCGCCCACGGCGUCCACCCGGGCCUGGCUGCCUACGGCCCGGCGCACAUCGCCGUCGGCCCCGGCGGCUACGUCCAGGACACACACGAGGUGGCCGCCACCAGAGCCGCCCACCUGACCGCCGUCGCCCAGACGCAGGCCCGCGACGCCCACAUCAACGGCGCCGCAGCGCACGCCGCGGCUGCCGCCCACGCUGCUGCUGCCGCCCACGCCGCCCCAUUGGUCGCCGCCCACGCCGCCCCCUUGGCCGCCGCCCACGCCGCACCCCUCGUCGCCGUUGCAGCGCCAGCCCUGCCCGCAGCGCACGGUCUUUUGGGUGCGCAUGGUGUCGCCCUCGCUCACGGACACCACUAAUGAAGUGUACCAGCAGUUGUAACUUAAAUGAUGUAUCAUAAUUUCAUGCCAACUUCAUCUGCCUAUCGUCUGUUUUACAUUUUCAUUAGUUACAAAUAAAGCUGUUCUUUAAAAUGUG
Messenger RNA from Schistocerca piceifrons (Central American locust), 631 nucleotides. RefSeq names its product larval cuticle protein F1-like. The transcript has a single exon. NCBI's taxonomy places the organism in Eukaryota, Metazoa, Arthropoda, Insecta, Orthoptera, Acrididae. The record is from RefSeq and is a predicted model, not a curated record. The coding region runs from base 76 to 513 and encodes 145 amino acids.